Molecule: messenger RNA, 1939 nt
Organism: Cornus florida
Lineage: Eukaryota; Viridiplantae; Streptophyta; Magnoliopsida; Cornales; Cornaceae
Product: kelch repeat-containing protein At3g27220-like
Exons: 7
Coding region: 501-1766 (421 amino acids)
Molecular function (GO): protein binding
Source: RefSeq, a predicted model, not a curated record
AAAAAAAAAAAAAAAAGGUUAAAGUUGAGCUAAAGUUGUAUAAGGGUUAAUUAUGCCAUUAUAAAGUGAUAGUGCAUUAAUGACUUUAAGAACUGUUUUGUUAUUUUUUUUAAAAGAAAAAAAAAAUAAGUAGAGUGUAAUGUGAAAAAAUUGGAGUUCAAAUAUGUCCUCUCAAUAUAAUAUACUAUUAUAAUAUGGAGUAUUAUUUUUUCAGCCCUUAGUGAUAAUAAUAUAUUAUUAUAAUAGGAGUAUUAUUUGUUCAGCCCUUGGUAAUACCCUAAAAAUACAGCAGCCCACGGAUACGGAUGGUUUGCCAGCCUCAAAAGUAGCAGUAAUGUAACUCAAUGCAAACCAUUGGCGCCCACUCUUUCUUCUGUCAAAAGAGAACUCUGUUUGACAUUCUUUUCUCGGUCCCUCUCCAUCUCUCUCUCUAUAUAUAUACUGAUAUAUAAUGCCUUUAUACGAAUGGGUUCUCUCUGGUUUUGAGGAUUACAACGAGAAUGGUCAGAUCGGCUGGAAAACACACUAUCACAAAAUUCACCCUUCUAUUAUCAUUAGCUGGAUUUCUUGGGGUCGCUUUGAUUCUAGAUUUUUUUUGGGUUUCAUCUCCUCCUGCAUAUUUAUCAGUUGCUUCAAAUUGGGCUCGUGAGCAAUCUCAUAUCAUAGUAGUACCAAAUGUCACCAACAUAACUGAAAAGAGUGUAGAUUUUAAAGAUAAGAACCGCGUUCGUGAGAGAUUAUUGUCAGCAACUUAUGCUGAUUUGCCUGCACCGGAAUUGCAAUGGGAGGAGAUGGCACCGGCGCCAGUGCCACGUUUGGAUGGCUCGGCUGUACAGAUUAAAAACCUCCUUUAUGUGUUCUCAGGAUAUGGUACCCUUGAUUAUGUGCACUCCCAUGUUGAUGUUUACAAUUUCACUGAUAAUUCUUGGGGUGUAAGAUUUGAUGUGCCAAAAGAAAUGGCGCAUUCCCAUCUAGGGAUGGCCACAGAUGGGAGGUACAUAUAUGUGGUCUCAGGACAAUAUGGUCCCCAAUGCAGAGGUCCUAUAGCUCGCACGUUUGUGCUGGAUACCGAGACAAUAACAUGGCAGAGCAUGCCUCAGUUACCGGCCCCCAGGUAUGCUCCUGCAACUCAACUUUGGAGAGGCAGACUCCAUGUUAUGGGCGGAAGCAAGGAGAAUCGCCAUACACCUGGACUAGAGCACUGGAGUCUUGCAGUAAAGAACGGGAAAGCAUUAGAAGAAAAAUGGCGGACUGAAUUACCCAUUCCCCGUGGUGGACCACACAGGGCUUGUGUAGUGGUUGAUGAUCGGCUUUAUGUUAUUGGAGGUCAAGAGGGCGAUUUCAUGGCCAAACCUGGGUCACCUAUCUUCAAGUGCUCACGUAGGCAUGAGGUAGUUUAUGGUGACGUAUAUAUGCUGGACGACGAGAUGAAGUGGAAAGUUUUACCUCCCGUGCCAAAGCCCAACUCCCAUAUAGAAUGUUCUUGGGUUAUCGUUAACAAUUCCAUUAUUAUUGUGGGAGGUACAACAGAAAAGCACCCAGAAACAAAAAGGAUGAUCCUGGUCGGGGAGGUGUUCCAAUUUCAUCUAGACUCAUUGAAAUGGUCAGUGAUUGGAAAGCUUCCCUACCGUGUGAAAACCACAUUAGCUGGCUUCUGGAAUGGAUGGUUAUAUUUCACCUCUGGACAACGGGACAGAGGGCCAGAUAAUCCGACACCAAGGAAAGUCAUUGCAGAUAUGUGGAGAACGAGAUUGAGAUUGGCAUAGAAGAGUUUUCUUCUUUUUUCUUUUCUUAUCAUUUACAAACCCAUUGUAAACUUUUCAAAGCUGUUGCACUUUUGUUUCUUUUCCCUUUAGGGUCAGGUUAUUUUAUUACGUUAAUUAAAAAUUUUCAAUAACUCGAGUUACAUGCAGAAUUGUUUCACAUAUCAUUAUUAUUG